This is a messenger RNA of Diplodia corticola, 2052 nucleotides long. RefSeq lists its product as uncharacterized. The transcript has a single exon. The record is from RefSeq and is a predicted model, not a curated record. Lineage: Eukaryota; Fungi; Ascomycota; Dothideomycetes; Botryosphaeriales; Botryosphaeriaceae. Bases 1 to 2052 code for a protein of 683 amino acids.
AUGGCGUCUGGCAACGUCACUUCUUGCACAUUUCCCGCGAUCGCGGCGUGGAAGCCGCUCGGAAAGAGUGGCAAACAGAUGCCCAUCGAGUAUCUUGGAGUCUUCAUUCCGAGUGGCGGGCAGGACGGUCGCGCUCUCAUGGCGGAGGUAGUGCCGGCCGACAAUUCCACGAACACUGCCCCCGCCGUCCGCCUUACCCUCACACCGUCAACCGUGCUCGGUAAUUCCAUCGGGCAAAACAUCAGCGUAAUCAUCACUGCUGACAGUAUCAUUACGUUCAACCACCAUGAGUCGUCCGUCACGGAUGUAGUCCCUGCUACCAUCCGAAAACAAGCUAGCAAGCGCCUGAAGGAAGACCUGAAAAUGCCGCAAAUUAGCACGGAGAAAACCUUGGACAAUGUCAGCAGCCUAAGCUUGAUUCUCAAAAAGACACCAAUCGUUUCCCUCCCCCGGAACAAAUUGCUCCUCACUGAAGCUUCGGAGCUAUUUCGAGUACAGGCCAUGGAGUCGCUCUCGAGUGGUACUUCGAUUACGCUAUAUUUCUUUAGGGACGAUGGCGCGACCUCUGCGCUGCUCAACUUCUACAUCUCAAUGAAGAAAAGUGGCGGUAGCUGCAUUGGAGCUGUGCACACUCCUACAACACACCUUACCUUCGAAAAGGCUUCGGAUGCCUCAUGGAGUCAAUACAGCGUCGUUUCAAAGCAAAGCGCCAAGAAGUCAAAGAAAAAGCGAAAGAAUCAGAGUGGGGACGGAAAUGACGACAGAAUCAAGCGGGCCAAGGGAAAUGACUCACCAAACAAGCUGGACGUGGUCCCCCAGUUGGAGGCCAGGUCAGAGCCUCGCACUGGUAUGCCUGACAGGACUGGCCGUCAGAUGCCUGCCGCAGCUGGCAGUACCGCUUCCCUCCUCUCGCCUAUGACCUCAAUGCACCUCUCUCGCGCUGAGCAUGACAAGGAGCGUGAAUCUCGCCGUGGAGGACGCUCACACAGUGUUAGCGCUACUUCACGCCGCACGCGCUGCCGUUCGCGCUCCCCAGGCGGUGCCCGCUGGCCUUACGACGAUAACUCUGUCCGCAAAGGUUCGGAUUCCAAGAAUUCCACCUCGCUUUACCACGACGGUAAUGCUGGUCGCCUCAGCUACUACUCUCAUUCUCGCGAUGACUUGGAUCGUUCUCUUAGCCCGUACAGUAAACGCGCUGUCCAGCACGGCAUCCCUGCUGUUCCCAGCAUCAUGAAGUUUGGCGCACCGGAUCUGCCACAGAGGGUUGUCAGCACUUCGUAUAUACCUGACAAAACUUUCAACCUUCGCAUCGACACCCGUAAAGCCAACGGCGUUAUUGAUGGUGUCUCCAAAGUUCGUUCCGACCCGCAGUCAUCCAUUGUACUGGCCCAGAAGCCAUUGAUAAGCAACUCCCGCGAAGACCAAGACCCGCCACCGACCCCAAUUAGCCGUCAACGUCACGAAGAGGCCGACAAAUUCCUGGACAGCGUAGCCCAAGCCAUGAAUACAACUGCGGUGGAAGCUUCUUCCGCUCCUACUGUCGCCGAAGAUUCCAUAAAUCUUGACUACGGUCAGCGUGGUAGCAGUGCUAUGCCCACUUCUACCCGCGACCAAACUGCGCGUGCUCUCCCUGCAGCUCCGAGCGUCGCUUGCGAAAGUGCCACUGGCGGAGAUCUCGCCAGCGAAAGACAGCACCAAGUCCCGAGCAUGGGCUCUACAUCCAUGGCUCCCGUCCACAGCUCAGAUACCCCUACCAUGCCCGCUCCUGAUCUCGCCAUCACCGCUGAUCAGGGAACGAACAACCUCGCUCCAGUCGACCUUGUCAAGCGCUGGCGCGUGUACCACGAUAUGGUACUCACCCACCCCAGCCUGGACAUGGACUCAAUGGUGGCGGCCCAGCAAGAUCUCGCCGCUGGACUGCGCGCCGCCCGCUUGGGCCAUGAAGGGUCGUUCAAGGAGAGGAUGGCUGAUGUGUUCAUGCGGGUCCACGGGCCAAGCGAUGUGGUUAUAAAGGAGGAGGACACUGAUAGUGCUGCCGGACCGAUCGGUUAA